Messenger RNA from Equus caballus (horse), 523 nucleotides. Lineage: Eukaryota; Metazoa; Chordata; Mammalia; Perissodactyla; Equidae. The record is from RefSeq and is a predicted model, not a curated record.
AUAUAGCUCAGAAAAGCUAUUCUUGGAUAUCCUGAGUCCUUGUGGUCGUGGGGGACCCUGAGUUGUGCAACACUCAGCAUGACAGCACAAAUAUACUUAAAAAUUUUCCUUCUCACCCCCGGAUUCCAUUUCCCCAUCAGCCAGGGCCGCCUAUAAAGAGCAGGGGAGAUGGCUUCGCACUUCAGAAGGGCGCAGGCAGCAACAAGUGCCCAGCACCGCCUCAGCUCUGCUGACACUCGGGCCCACACUCCAUCCGCUCAGCAUCAUGAAGGUCCCCGUGGCUGCCCUUGCCGUCCUCCUCUGCACCAUGGCCCUCUGCAGCCAGGUCUUCUCUGUACCAUUCGGUGCCGACACCCCAACUGCCUGCUGCUUCUCCUACGUCUCCCGGCAGAUUCCGCGCAAAUUCAUAAACGACUAUUAUGAGACCAGCAGCCAGUGCUCCAAGCCAGCCAUCAUCUUCCAAACCAAAAGAAGCCGGCAGGUCUGUGCCGACCCCAGCAAGGUAUGAGUCCAGGAAUACAUC